AAUCAAAUAAAUUCGUAGACCGAGCUUCAUGGCGCCAACUUGGAAGAGGGAAAUCGACAUCGAAAAAACUGUCAAUGAUUUACACUGCCGAAUGAAUGGAAAUACGAAAGCGAUAAGGAGAAAUAUUUAUCCAGUUGAAUGCCCUUGAUUGUUAUUGUGGAUAACUUGUCCCAAAAUUCAGCAAGAUGAAUCCCCUACAGGAAGGGUCUUUUGAUAGCGGCUUCUUUUCGCCCUCUCACAUCCAGAUCAAGGUGGAGCCAAUGAGUCCAACUCAUCUCCCAAUGUUGAACUCUGACCUUAAUGUGAGCCCACUCAAAACAGACGUCUCAGGAAUGGACGUUGAAAGACCUCUGGACGAUGUUAGCAUUUCAGGGGAUUGGGAAAAGGACUUCUUUUCAAAUUUUGAAGACAAUUUGUUCAAUUUUGACUUUGAUGACAAAGCAUUGAAUGAUAUUCUUGUGUCACCCAAAGGAAAGGAGGCCUUGAAUGACUUGAUGAAAUCUCCGAAAGGAAAAGCCAUUAUGAACUCUCCUAAAGGGAAAAUGUUGCAAAAUAGGUUGAAGUUGUAUGAUACACCAGAGAAUGUGAAAUUAAAAAGGACAAAUAGUUCUGGGUUCGAUACCAGCCCUAAUGUGCUGUCGCCUUGUGACCCAAAUAAGAUGUCUGCCACGCCUGGGCCCUACUGUCUGGAUUCAAGAUCUGCAUUGAAAAUGUCAAGGAGAAAACUAACAAUGGUUCUGUCUGGAAAAGAGGACCGAGAACCAGUAAAGAAAGUCAGUGUUCAACCGUGUAAAACUCAACCAACAAAACUUAUUCCGAUAGCACCAAAGUUAUCAGAGGAAAAUUGUGAAAUGUGGCCUACCAAGGAAAAGCUGAAGUAUGCCAGGGAUCAGUUUAAGCGUACAUUGGAACUAGCUGUGGAGGCCUCAAGAUUACAAAGACAGGUGAAGCAGGAACCAGUGGUACCUCGCUCUCCUCCAAGGAAACGUAAAAGAGGUUCCCAGAAGGCAGAAAAAUAUCCUGAGUUGAAACAAGCCUUGAAUCAGCGACCACAGAAAUCAAGUUCACGGAAUCGAAUGCCAAGCAUAAAACUGAGAGAGAGCAAAGAGACAGAAAUUGAGAUCAAGAAAGAGUUGUCUGCCCCUGCAUUGCCAUUUUAUCCAGACUUUGAAGAAGAUAUUGAUUACAAUGAUGAUGACGAUGAAGAUUAUGACAAUUUUUACGGAAACUAUGUGCCGUUCACGGGACUGAAGCAAGCCAAGAAGAGAAAGAAGUUCAAGCAAAGUGUGUACUAAGUGAUCAACUUGAUCUGAUGUUGUAAGCGGAGGCUAAAAUUUGUAACACACAAUAAUCACAAAUUUUGCUUCCAGUUAUUUUUAAAUUUUAGGCUUAAGUUUAUGUUUGCGAAACUCAAAAGAUCUGUGUUGUGUUCAUCUUUGCAGGUGUAGUCCAGACUUGGUGAUGCUAACAGCUUGUCAUUUAAUAUGUCAGGAAUACAUUGGUCAAUGAGUAGGUUGUAUAGUCACAUGAAAGUCCUGCAAUAUGUCACCAUGUCUUAAAAUUGUGUCAAACAUGCAUCAUUGUAUACUUUAUACUAUGAUAUGCUACAUACUAACAAUUUCAAAAUGUUAUAAAAUGUGAACUUAUUUGAAAAAAAACCCCUGUAUAUUGAUAUACUUGUACAUGUUUAUAAUAUACACUGAGUAUAUUCACAAUGUAUACAAUGUAAAAAAUAGUAAAAUAUAGGCCCAUACAAAUGUACAAAUGUACUGAGAUUUCAUGCAAUCUUGUUCAUUCAUUCACCUUUUAUUUUGCAGAAAUCGAUACAUGUACACAUACUUUCAGCACUCAUUUUGGUGCACCCGGUGCAGAGCUUUCAAAAACUAAUACGGAAUACAGAAAUUUCAUCUUAAAUUUUGCAAAGAUGUAGAUACUAUCCAUUUGAAACUGUUCUGACAUUUGACAUUUGUUUGACAUUUGCACAGCAAUUCAUUGCCUCGUAAAAAAGAUCCAUUCUGUUUUUCGAACUUCCAUAGUUUUAUAAAUUUUCUGUUCUGCACUUUAUCUGCUGUUUGGUUUCCACUUCUAGCUUUCGGUGUCUGUGAGUAUAACCUGUAUAAUGUAGCCCAAACUUUGUUUUCAUCUGAAUGUUUCAUCAAAUUGUACUUGAUUUUCCAUUAAAUUGGUGGUCUUUCUGAAGCAGUCCAAGUCUUGCAUGUGGACUAGUUCUUUUUCCUUCUAGUGCUCUGUUUUGAAGAAGUCGGACAUUUUAAUAUUAAUCUGUUGUUUUCCCUCCUUGUGAUAUGUUGUUUACUUGUGUCAGAUUGUUGGUGAAUGAAGAAACAAACAGGAUUUUCUGAUCAUUUUCAGGAAGAUUUUGAAAAUAAGACCAGCCUUGUUGUUGAUGUUUUGUUUCUUUUUCUCUCCAGUAGGAUGUAUAUGUUUAUUUAUUUAUUAUUUAUCUCUCAUUCUAUUCAGAUUUUGGAAUUAAUGAUUUCAUCAUAUAUAAAAAUUAAUUUUAAUUUGCAGUCAGAAUACUUGAUUUAGUUUGAUACCUUAUUUUUAGUCUAGAUAUGUAACCUUUUUCAAAUCAGAUGUUCAA
Saccostrea echinata is the source of this 2602-nucleotide messenger RNA. RefSeq lists its product as uncharacterized. NCBI's taxonomy places the organism in Eukaryota, Metazoa, Mollusca, Bivalvia, Ostreida, Ostreidae. The transcript is spliced from 2 exons. Bases 186 to 1295 code for a protein of 369 amino acids. The record is from RefSeq and is a predicted model, not a curated record.